ACCGUGGGCGGGCGUUUUAUGGCUUCCUCUUUGCCGGUGGAGCAAGUCAAUCCAUCCCCUAGCCAAUCGUCCACCGGAGAUUCCUUCAUUCGCCUUCACCUCAGGAAGCUCGCACCUUAUCAGCCGAUCCUACCUUUUGAGGUGAGAAUAUGGAGACGGAAUAGUUAUAACCCCUUCGAUUUCUUGCUGAGUUGCAAAGUUCUGGCCUUGAUUGUGACCGUCAGACGGAUGGUUUAUUUCCAAUUUACCAAAUGGGAAGUAAUGCUUGGGCUAUGUGAAACGAGGAAGUAUUAAUUGAGCAUGUUCUGUACAAGUCGCGUGUGAUCAUAUGUCAGGGUGAAAGUGAUGAAGGGGACAAUGUCAGGCUAUUGAAUUCUGGAUCAACACUAUUAUUAGUAGAUGGUAUUAUCUACACGCUUGGGGAGAAAGCCAGAGGACAUAGUCAAGCUGGAUGCUAAUGAAAAUCCUUAUGGUCCACCUCCAGAGGUCUUUGAGGCUUUGGGAGCACUAAAAUUUCCUUAUGUUUACCCUGACCCUGAGAGCCGUUGUUUGCGUGCUGCUCUUGCUGAAGAUUCUGGCCUUGAAUCUGAUUAUAUACUGGUUGGGUGUGGUGCAGAUGAGUUGAUUGACUUGAUAAUGAGAUGUGUGCUCGAUCCUGGUGAUAAGAUUGUUGAUUGUCCUCCAACAUUCACAAUGUAUGAGUUUGAUGCAGCGGUUAACGGAGCAAUGGUUAUCAAGGUUCCAAGGAUGGCAGAUUUUUCUUUGGAUAUCCCCCAAAUUGUUGAAGUUGUAGAAAAGGAAAGGCCAAAAUGCAUUUUCCUCACUUCUCCAAACAACCCAGAUGGAAGCAUAAUCAGUGAUGAAGAGCUCCUCCAGAUUCUUAACUUGCCAAUCUUGGUUGUGUUGGAUGAAGCAUACAUUGAAUUCUCUGGACUUCAAUCAAAGAUGAAGUGGGUAAAAAGGCAUGAGAACUUGAUUGUCCUCCGAACCUUUAGCAAAAGAGCAGGUUUAGCUGGGCUCCGUGUUGGCUAUGGGGCCUUUCCUAUUAGCAUCAUCCAAUACUUAUGGCGUGCAAAGCAACCAUACAAUGUAUCUGUUGCAGCAGAGGUUUCUGCGUGUGCAGCUUUGCAAAAUCCUGAAUAUCUGGAGAAUGUUAAGAAUUCUCUAGUGCAAGAAAGGGAAAGGUUGUUUAGUCUUCUAAAAGGAGUGCCCUACCUGAGUCCAUAUCCAAGUUGUUCCAAUUUCAUUCUUUGCAAGGUUACAUCUGGGAAGGAUCCUAAGAAACUUAAGGAAGACCUAGCAAAAAUGGGCGUGAUGAUCCGGCACUACGACAAAAAAGAGCUAAAAGGAUAUGUUCGAAUUUCGGUCGGGAAGCCAGAGCAUACAAAUGUUCUCAUGAAAUGUCUUAAUCUUCUAAAGUAAUCUUCCUCUUUCAAAGGUUUUUGUUCCAUUCAAGAUUGCAAUGCCAAAAGGUUAACUUAAUUGGUCAUUUUAAGUGUAUACAUCCUGCAAAGAGGAAACGGAUAGGAGCGUUGGUUUUUAGAGAAGUCGAUCUGCUUGACUUCAUGUACUAUUUAGAAGUUUAUUUAUGCAUUUUAAACUUGGAAUUGAUUGACAUUUCAUUCA
This is a messenger RNA of Zingiber officinale, 1626 nucleotides long. Its product is annotated as histidinol-phosphate aminotransferase, chloroplastic-like. The record is from RefSeq and is a predicted model, not a curated record. The transcript has 9 exons. Gene Ontology annotation, biological process: L-histidine biosynthetic process. Bases 400 to 1422 code for a protein of 340 amino acids. Gene Ontology annotation, molecular function: L-histidinol-phosphate:2-oxoglutarate transaminase activity; pyridoxal phosphate binding. Lineage: Eukaryota; Viridiplantae; Streptophyta; Magnoliopsida; Zingiberales; Zingiberaceae.